AUGGGUGUGCCUGGGUACUACGAGCUGUACCGGCGUAGCACGAUCGGGAACAGUCUGGUGGACGCGCUGGACACGCUGAUCAGCGACGGGCGGAUCGAGGCGUCGCUUGCGAUGCGCGUCCUGGAGACGUUCGACAAAGUGGUCGCAGAGAACCUCAGGGACAACACGGGGUCCAAACUCACCGUGAAGGGGGACCUCGACACGUACGGGUUCUGCGACGACGUGUGGACUUUCAUCGUCAAAAACUGUAACGUGACCGUCGAGAACACGGGGAACGGCGCGGGCAACAAUGGGGCCAACGACGCCAUCAAAGUCGAUAAACUGAGGAUCGUCGCCUGUAAUUCCAAAAAGAGCGACUAG
Messenger RNA from Huiozyma naganishii CBS 8797, 360 nucleotides. It is a transcript of the gene TOA2, whose product is annotated as transcription initiation factor IIA subunit gamma. The record is from RefSeq and is a predicted model, not a curated record. Gene Ontology annotation, molecular function: RNA polymerase II general transcription initiation factor activity; TBP-class protein binding. The coding region runs from base 1 to 360 and encodes 119 amino acids. NCBI's taxonomy places the organism in Eukaryota, Fungi, Ascomycota, Saccharomycetes, Saccharomycetales, Saccharomycetaceae. Gene Ontology annotation, cellular component: transcription factor TFIIA complex. Gene Ontology annotation, biological process: transcription initiation at RNA polymerase II promoter; RNA polymerase II preinitiation complex assembly. The transcript has a single exon.